AUGUCAUCACAACGUUUUUCCGAAUCACGAACAUAUCAUGAAGAAAAUCGUGGCGGAAAUGAUGGAUAUAGUAUGCCAUAUACUUCACGAGUGAGUGUUCCUAUUCAACAUUCAAUAAGUAAUUUCAAUAGCCCAAUGGACGAACAACGUGUACAAGAACGUCUUCGAAGUCAAGAUACAGCAGUACAAUGGGUUAAUGAUCCUGUAAGUGGAGCUGAAAAAUUUCGAGUUACGAUCAACAUCGAUGGAUUUAACCAAAAUGAAGUUAAUAUGCGUGUUGAUGGUAAUAAACUUAUUGUUUAUGGUGAACAUCUUGAAAGUGGCAAUCAAAGUACAGCAAAAAAGAUUAUCGAAAAAUCUUAUGAAUUGCCUCGUGACAUCGAUACAUACAGCUCACGGGUAACAUUUCCAACAUCAAUAACAAUGCAAAUCGAUUUUCCAUCACGUCAUUCAAAUGUAAUUAUUGAUGAUGGUCGUACAUCUUCAAAAUAUAUAUCUAAUUAUGAUACAUCUUAUCGUACACCACCUCGAUUUGCUCAAGAAAAAAGUUCAACUGAAUAUACAUCAACAAGAAGACUUGGUGGUGGUGGUGGUGGUGGUAGUGGUAAUACUUAUGAACGAAGUUCAAGUCCCCGUUAUUAUUCAACUUAUGAUGAUAUUAAUAAAGGUCGUGAUAAUCUAUAUUCAUCGACAAGUCAUUAUAAUCCAUCAUAUACAUAUCAUGUAACAACUGAUGAUAUUCAACCAAAAACAAUAUAUCCAUCAACAUCAACUGGUAAUAAUGGUACUGUAUAUGAAAAAAAAUUUAGUGAAACACAUCGUGAAAGUCAUCAUAAACGUUUAAGUCCAACAACAGGUGUACAACAAUCACAUGAAGUUGAACAUCAUCGUUCUGGCAGUCCAUCAAUAGCUAAAAGUCUUGAUGAAGAUCGUUUUCGUACAAAUCUUAGUAUUGGUAGUAGUAGUAUAAUACCACCAACAUCAUCACGUAAUGUUGAAGUACGUGAAUAUUCACGACGUGUUGGCAAUAAUUUAAAUGAUAAUAAGACAUAUGAUUAUAAUUAUCGACCAUCAUUAUUUACAUCAGGUUUCAAUACUGAUGCAUUUUAUCGAAGUGCUUUUCAACCACAAGUAUUCACGGAUGAUCGUGGUCAAAAUCGUAUUGAAAUGAAACUUGAUGUACAAAAUUAUGAUCCGAGUGAAAUAAAAGUAUCUGUUAAUGGUAAUGAUCUUAUUGUUCAAGCUGAACAUAGUGUUAAUCGACCACCAACAACAUCAUCACGGGCUUAUUUUUAUAAACAAAUAACAUUACCAUCAAAUACAGAUUUACGUAGUUUAUCAUCACAAUAUCAUGCCGAUGGAAAACUUUAUAUUACAGCUAAUUUAUCUAAUGAACAAGCUUCAAUUAGAUACAACUAA
Messenger RNA from Rotaria sp. Silwood2, 1419 nucleotides. The record is from the annotation of a GenBank genome assembly. Lineage: Eukaryota; Metazoa; Rotifera; Eurotatoria; Philodinida; Philodinidae.